AUGUUGUGUGACGACCCUGAAUGUCUCUGUCACCCACGCCCAAAGAAACCAUUCCCGAAGAUUGAACUUGUUCUUCGUGGGUCCAAUCCCGAGCAGUUCUGCCGUCUGGACCAGCCAGGUUCACAGCUCGAUGUUGUUUUUGAUCUGAUAGGGAACACCAUGAUCCUGCGCGAGAUAACAGAAGACGCCAAGUACCGUGGCGCGUCCUACACCAUUUGCCUUAUGAUCGAGUUGAAGAACAUGCGUUUUGUGAACCUGGAAGGACUCCCGGACAACUCCCUGCUUCUUUCUUUCCGGAUGCGCAGCUCAGCCUGUGCUGUGAAGGGAAGCAAAAUGAGGGUGAAAGAAAAGUACCAUGGAUUUUCGCCAGAUCCCCCUAACAGCCGCCUGUACAACGAUCUUUACUUGUGCGAUUGGGCCCAGCAACACCUGGAGCUGCUUCUGCCGGCAGAUCGAAUUAAAGGCUGGAAAACGGUGGCACUCAUUCUCAAGACCUUUGAGAGAAUCACAGGAGAUAACUGGUGCCAUAUGGUUCAUCUGAAGAAGACGCCAUGUGUUGCAGGCUUGGACUGGAAAGCUUUCGAAGGUAUCCUGAUACCUGACAAGGAGGCUUCGUCUCCUGAGUCGACUCCCGGAGAAGAAAAGGUGAUUCAGUUCCUGGCAGACGAGAAGAAGAACAAGAAGAAGAAGAAGGUGGAGGAGGGAAAGAAACUACUGCAGGGGUGA
Messenger RNA from Aspergillus ochraceoroseus IBT 24754, 726 nucleotides. RefSeq lists its product as uncharacterized. Lineage: Eukaryota; Fungi; Ascomycota; Eurotiomycetes; Eurotiales; Aspergillaceae. The transcript is spliced from 2 exons. Bases 1 to 726 code for a protein of 241 amino acids. The record is from RefSeq and is a predicted model, not a curated record.